CUUUUGGAUAAUGUUUGAUUGGCUUUUAAAACUGUGUAGUGGGUUCUGAGAUGGUGAUGGUGGAUGGAGUCCCAUUUGCUCCUGAGAUCACAGUGACUAAACCCUUAACACUAUUGGGUCAUGGUAUUACUGAUAUAGAAAUUCAUUUCCUACAAAUCAAGUACAAUGCAAUUGGGAUUUACUUGGAAAAGGAAAAAAUUGUUGAUCAUUUGGGAAAUUGGAAGGGCAAAAAGGGAACACUGCUUGCUGAAGAUGAUUCCUUCUUUGAGGCACUUGUUUCAGCUCCCGUGGAGAAAUAUUUCAAAGUGGUUGUGAUAAAGGAGAUAAAGGGUUCGCAGUACGGCGUACAGUUAGAGAGCUCGGUGAGAGACCGAUUGGUGGCCGUCGACAAGUACGAAGAAGAGGAAGAAGAGGCACUUGACAAGAUUGCCGAGUUUUUCCAAACCAAAUAUUUCAAGAAGGAUUCAGUGAUCACUUUCUAUUUUCCUGUAGCUUCUCGCACUGCAGAGAUAACAUUUGCGACGGAGGAAAAAGGAGAAGUGAAAAUGGUGGUGGAAAAUGCCAACGUUGCGCAGAUGAUCCAAAAAUGGUACCUGGGGGGAAGCAGAGCUGUGUCUCCUACCACAGUGAAGAGCCUAGCAGAUAACAUUGGGGCACUGCUUUCUCAGUAGAAUUAUGUAUUACUAAGCAUGAUUAAAAAAAAGAAAAAAUUGGAGAAAAACAAAAAGAAAGAGGGAAAAUGUUUGGUUUUUCUAUUUAUAUUGUCAAAUUCUAAUAUGUUUGUUGAGAUGAUCGAGAGCUACAAUGAAUGGCACAACCAUAUGGGCUGUGGUGAUGGUGAUUAAGUUGAUAUGAGAUUUAUAUAUAAGAAAUAUUUUUCAUGUGUUA
Ananas comosus (pineapple) is the source of this 888-nucleotide messenger RNA. RefSeq names its product probable chalcone--flavonone isomerase 3. The transcript has 4 exons. Bases 51 to 671 code for a protein of 206 amino acids. Lineage: Eukaryota; Viridiplantae; Streptophyta; Magnoliopsida; Poales; Bromeliaceae. The record is from RefSeq and is a predicted model, not a curated record. Gene Ontology annotation, molecular function: intramolecular lyase activity.